GAGACGAGCGCCUCUCUCCUCCGCGCCCAGCACCCCCAACCUGUUCCCCGCGCGCCGUGGCGCUGCCGCCCGCGAUUCGCCGCCCGACAUGGAUUUCCUCCUGGCGCUGGUGCUCGGCUCCUCGCUCUACCUGCAGGCGGCCGCCGAGUUCGACGUGAGGUGGCCCAGGCAAAUAGUGUCUUCAGUUGGCCUGUGUCGUUAUGGUGGGAGAAUUGACUGCUGCUGGGGCUGGGCCCGCCGGUCCUGGGGACAGUGUCAGCCUUUCUACGUCUUAAGACAGAGACUAGCCAGGAUAAGGUGCCAGCUCAAAGCUGUCUGCCAGCCACAGUGCAAACAUGGUGAAUGUAUUGGACCCGACAAGUGCAAAUGUCAUCCCGGAUAUGCUGGAAAGACCUGCAAUCAAGAUGAACACCUCUACCCAACUCCUCUUGACCAAGGCAGUGAACAGCCUCUUUUCCAACCCCUGGAUCAUCAAGCCACAAGUUUGCCUUCAAGGGAUCUAAAUGAGUGUGGCCUGAAGCCGCGGCCGUGCAAGCACAGGUGCAUGAACACUUACGGCAGCUACAAGUGCUACUGUCUCAACGGAUACAUGCUCAUGCCGGAUGGGUCCUGCUCAAGUGCCCUGACGUGCUCCAUGGCAAACUGUCAAUAUGGCUGUGAUGUUGUCAAAGGACAGAUACGGUGCCAGUGCCCCUCUCCCGGCCUACAGCUGGCUCCUGAUGGGAGGACCUGUGUGGAUGUUGAUGAAUGCGUUACCGGAAGAGCCUCCUGCCCUCGAUUUAGGCAGUGUGUCAACACUUUUGGGAGCUACGUCUGCAAGUGUCAUAAAGGCUUCGACCUCAUGUACAUUGGAGGCAAAUACCAAUGUCAUGAUAUAGAUGAAUGCUCCCUUGGUCAGUAUCAGUGCAGCCGCUUUGCUCGAUGUUACAACGUACAUGGGUCCUACAAGUGUAAAUGUAAAGAUGGAUACGAGGGUGAUGGACUGAAUUGUGUGUAUAUUCCAAAAGUCAUGAUUGAACCUUCAGGUCCAAUUCAUGUACCAAAGGGAAAUGGUACCAUUUCAAAGGGUGAUGGAGGACAUAGUAACUGGAUUCCUGAUGUUGGAGGUACUAGGUGGCCUCCGAAGACACCAUAUAUUCCUCCUGUUAUUACCAACAGGCCCACUUCAAAGCCAACAACAAGACCUUCACCCAGGCCAACGCCAGCGCCAACCCCACCCCCAUUCCCAGAACUCGGAACUUCACCACCUGCAACAAGCCCGGAAAGCACAGGCACCCAGCUGACACCCGUAGUGCCUGUUGUCACCACCUCUCCGCGAUGGAUCACAGUUGACAACAGGAUACAGACAGAUCCUCAGAAACCCAGAGGAGACGUGUUCAUUCCACGGCAGCCUUCAAAUGACUUGUUUGAAAUAUUUGAAAUUGAAAGGGGAGUCAGUGCAGAUGAUGAAGCAAAGGAUGAUCCAGGUGUUCUGAUACACAGUUGUAACUUUGACCACGGGCUUUGUGGAUGGAUCCGGGAAAAAGACAGUGACUUGCACUGGGAACCAGUGAGAGAUCCAACAGGUGGACAGUAUCUGACAGUGUCGGGAGCCAAAGGCCCAGGGGGAAAAGCCGCUCGCUUGGUGCUACCUCUUGGCCACCUCAUGCAUUCAGGGGACCUGUGCCUGUCGUUCAGGCACAAGGUGACGGGGCUGCACUCCGGCGCGCUCCAGGUGUUUGUGAGAAAACACGGUGCCCACGGAGCAGCCCUGUGGGGCAGGAAUGGUGGCCGUGGCUGGAGGCACACACACAUCACCUUGCGAGGGGCUGACGUCAAGAGCGUCAUCUUCAGAGGGGAGAAAAGGCGUGGCCACACGGGGGAGAUCGGAUUGGAUGAUGUGAGCCUGAGAAAAGGCCACUGCUCUGAAGAACGCCAGCGGCUUCCAAACUAGCAGUGAAUUCCCUGUUGCUCUUCUCUGUCUGUGGUCUUCACCUCCUGUCCUCUCCUCCCUCUUAUCAGGCCUGGGAGAAGAACGGGCCCGUGGGUCGGGAGAAAGCCUGAUGGGGGACCCACACCCGUGGCCUGCUUUUGUGCAAUUCCAGCAAACGGUGACACCCCCCUUGAAAUACGCGGGGCCCCUGCAGACGCAUCCGAGCCAGCUUGGGUGUUACCUUCCAGCCUGCGGCUCUUUUAGGAAGGCCUUUGGCGCGUGCGCUAUCUUCCGUCCUAGUUAGGAGGCGUUUGCAGUAGUAGCAAAUGAUGGGAGACGUUUUCAAAAGAAAUCCGUGCAAAUGGCCGCUCUGUUAUCUGUUCAGUGUUGUACCAUGAGUAGUAUUGACUUCCUUUAAGCUAUGUUGUAAAAAGUGCUUGUGAAGUUGGUUUCUCCCCUUCCCUUGUUAGCUCUGGCCUGACCUGAACUCUGACUUCUACUGCCAUUCACUUUAUAAAAGAAGGGUGUGUAACCUCUCAAGAUGCAUUUAUUCUCGUUAUCUGUAUUUUUUUUUUAAAGACAGUUAUGUAGAGUGGGCACGUAAUCCCUCGUUAGUAUUGUGUUUUGUGUAAAUGUGCUAUUGAUAUUAAGUAGUUUGGUGUUCUUAGUAUUUACAGACUCUAGUUGCAAGGGGAAAGGCAGCUUGUGAUCUCUUGAAUUAAAAACUACCCAGUGAAAUGUCAUCCAGUUCCAUGACCUUAUUUUGGCAGCAAGAGAAAAUCAGAAGAGAUGUCAAGUGUGGUAGUGGAGGGAUGAAGUUUUCAUGGCCCUGAGUCUAAUCACUGUAAAGGAUAGUGAACCAUUCAGGUAGACAGGAAACUGCAGUUACCAUAUAAAACCCUCACUGUUUCAGGUUAUGCUUUAAAACCAACAGUUUUCACAAUAACAUGGCUCUCUUUGGUAAUUUGUAAAAAGCUCUGUAAAAGUUCUGGUUGUUUCAGAAAAAAGAUUCUGUUUCUGGAAGGCUGAGGGGAAGCAUGGGGAAAGCUCUGUUGGAACAGAUUUUCAUACUAAUUUUUAAGUCCAUAUAUAUUUAGGUCUUGAAUUAUGACUUACAUGCUGUCUUGUCAGUACGGGAUUGGAGGCAAGUCCUGUGCUUGGAGGCAUUUUGUUGGGAUUCACACACAUGUCAGAGCAAGAGAACAAGAUUGGAACUCUAGGAUCUAGGACCCCCCCCCCCCAAUUUCCUCCCUGGAUAUUUUACCUACAUGUUAAAAAAUAUCUAAAAAUA
Mustela erminea (ermine) is the source of this 3203-nucleotide messenger RNA. It is a transcript of the gene NPNT, whose product is annotated as nephronectin. The record is from RefSeq and is a predicted model, not a curated record. Bases 89 to 1933 code for a protein of 614 amino acids. The transcript has 14 exons. Gene Ontology annotation, cellular component: membrane. Gene Ontology annotation, molecular function: calcium ion binding. Lineage: Eukaryota; Metazoa; Chordata; Mammalia; Carnivora; Mustelidae.